UGCAUGUGUUACUUUUUUGGGUGCUUGUAUGAGUGAAAGUAUGCUUUUUGCUUUCUGGUUUUGCUUUUUCUCUAGUAUUCUUCUUCUGGGGUCUCUCAUGAACAUCUUGUUAACCAUCGGCUAUGUGAUUUUUUUUUUACCUUCCUUUUGGUUUUUUUGGAGAUACCCAGUUUGAGAUUAAGGCUUAUCUUUUGGAUAAAAGUUGUAGAAAAUUUUUAAAAAACACUGGUGUGGAAAAAAGAUUGUAUAUUUUCAUUAAAUAGAGAAUACAAAAUGAAGAGCAGAAGGGAUGGCACUUGGUUUGUGAUUGGUCUGUUUUGUUGCUGAGAAAUCUUAGGAAAAUGUAAACUAAAAUAUGGACCGGACUAGACAUAAUAUGAGGCUUCGUUGCUCUGGUUCAACGCCAUCAGAGGAAUCAGCUCUGGAUCUUGAAAGAAACGGUUGCAGUCAUUCUAAUAUGCCUUCAUUAAGUCCACCAACACUCCAACCCUUUGCAUCAGCUGGACAGCACUGUGAGAGCAGUGCUGCUUACUUCUCAUGGCCUACUUCAAGCCGAUUAAAUGAUUUUGCUGAAGAGAGGGCAAACUAUUUUGCUAAUCUGCAGAAAGGGGUGCUACCUGAAACUCUUGGCCGGUUGCCCAAAGGGCAGCAGGCGACAACAUUGCUUGAACUCAUGACUAUAAGGGCAUUUCAUAGCAAGAUCUUGCGUUGUUACAGUCUUGGCACAGCAAUUGGAUUUCGUAUUCGACGGGGUGUGUUAACCGACAUACCAGCUAUUCUUGUUUUUGUUUCCAGAAAAGUUCACAAGCAAUGGCUCAGCCCCAUCCAGUGUCUCCCUACUGCCCUAGAGGGACCUGGUGGCGUAUGGUGUGAUGUGGAUGUUGUAGAAUUCUCCUAUUUUGGUGCACCUGAGCCUGCUCCAAAAGAGCAAUUGUACACUGAGAUUGUAGAUGACUUGCGUGGUGGUGAUCCAUGUAUUGGUUCAGGUUCCCAGGUGGCUAGCCAGGAAACAUAUGGAACCUUGGGUGCUAUUGUGAGGAGCCAAACAGGCAAUCGACAAGUUGGUUUCCUUACAAAUCGUCAUGUUGCAGUUGACUUGGAUUACCCAAAUCAGAAGAUGUUUCAUCCUCUGCCUCCAACACUUGGACCUGGGGUAUAUCUUGGUGCAGUGGAGAGAGCUACAUCAUUCAUCACUGAUGAGCUUUGGUAUGGUAUCUUUGCUGGAAUAAACCCAGAGACAUUUGUAAGAGCAGAUGGCUCAUUCAUUCCUUUUGCUGAUGAUUUUGAUAUGUCCACCGUUACUACAUCAGUGAAAGGUGUAGGAGAAAUUGGUGACGUCAAAAUUAUAGACUUGCAGUCUCCAAUCAGUAGCCUUAUUGGGCAGCAGGUGAUGAAGGUUGGAAGAAGUUCUGGCUUGACGGCAGGAACUGUAUUGGCCUAUGCUCUCGAGUACAAUGAUGAGAAAGGUAUAUGCUUCUUAACCGACUUUCUUGUUGUGGGUGAGAACCAACAGACAUUUGACCUUGAAGGAGAUAGUGGAAGUCUCAUCAUGUUCAAGAGUGAGAAGCCACGGCCAAUUGGAAUCAUAUGGGGUGGAACUGCUAACCGGGGCCGACUUAAACUAAAAGUAGGCCAACCUCCUGAAAAUUGGACAAGUGGGGUCGAUCUUGGGCGCCUUCUCAAUCUCCUUGAACUUGAUCUAAUCAUAUCUGAUGAAGGACUUAAAGUGGCAGUGCAAGAACAAAGAGCUAUGUCAGCGACAGCAAUCGGGUCUACUGUUGGAGACUCCUCAACUCUGGAUGGAAUGCUGCCAAAGGACAAAUCUGAGGACAAAUUCGAACCACUGGGUCUUCAAAUUCAGCACCUCCCUCUAGAAGUCGAAUGCGGCAGCCCAACAAUGAACCCAUCACUUUUGGAAACAGAGUUUCAUCUGGAAGAUGGGAUCAAGGUGGCUCCUAGUGUUGAACAUCAAUUCAUUCCAAGCUUCACCAGACAGUCCCCACUACAUCAAAAUAUUAUACAGGUUAAGGCCAUCUCGGAGAAUCUCUCUUCAUUGAGGAAUGGCUGUGACGAAGAUAUUUGUGUUUCAUUACAUUUGGGUGACAAUGAAGCCAAGAGAAGGCGUUCAGAUGCUUCAACUAGUUCAGAAGAACCUAAGUGAAUCAAAUUUUGCACGCGGAUUGUAUAAUGUUGAAACUUUCUAACCGUUGAUCAUACUUAUGCUUUUAUAAGUAAAAAUUUCAGCUCAAACAACAGAAAUCUGGAAGUGAGCUUCCAAAUUAACCGUUGUAAUGAUGUUCUUGAAAGAUUUGUGAUUCCAGAUUCCCUUUGUUGAGCUCUUAAAUUAGAAGAUUGGCCA
Quercus robur (English oak) is the source of this 2359-nucleotide messenger RNA. Its product is annotated as protein NARROW LEAF 1-like. Bases 356 to 2161 code for a protein of 601 amino acids. The record is from RefSeq and is a predicted model, not a curated record. The transcript is spliced from 6 exons. NCBI's taxonomy places the organism in Eukaryota, Viridiplantae, Streptophyta, Magnoliopsida, Fagales, Fagaceae.